UUCGAAAUUACAGCCUUCGCCACAAAACAAUCACUCCCACACUCUCUCUAUCGUUUCUCUCCGUCUCAAACCAAUCAAUUCCAAUAAUUCCAUAAAAGAUUUUCACACAAAACCCUUUCUUUCUCAGCUGAUUCCGCAUUAUUCAACCAAGUUCCUUAAUCAAUUGCUCUAUUUUCUCUCUCUACAAUCGUCGUCGUCGUCAUCAUCAUCAUCAUCAUCUUCUUCUUCGUCUUCGUCUUCGUCUUCGUCUACACAUGGCAAUGGCUAGCAGUGGUAAUGGUGGAGGUGGAGAAGACGAAGUGAAGCAGUUGGAAGCUGAGCUGAGCAAAACCCUAAAACAAGGAGAGAGAAUUCUCGCCCCCACUCGAAGGCCAGACGGAACCCUCAGAAAACCCAUUCGAAUUAGGGCUGGUUAUGUUCCUCAGGACGAAGUCGCCAUUUACCAAUCCAAGGGAGCUCUGUGGAAGAAGGAGAUGCAAUCGUUGCAGGAUGUGCCGCCAGGUUACGAUCAGGUUUUGGAUUCAAAACCUAAGACCAAAUCUGCUAAGAGGAACGAAAGGAAGAAGGAGAAGCGGCUACAGGUUACUCUUUCUCUUGAUUUUGCUGCUCUUGAUAAGGGUAAGAACUCGGAUAGGAAUGAAACGUCGGAUGAAGAUGCAAGUCAGGGAUUGGAAUCUGUUGAGCCAAUGGUAUCACAGUUGAAUGACCUUGCUAUAUCUGCAAAUUCUGCUGUGGUUGCACCUCCCUCAAACUCAACACAAUGUUCAACUCCUUCAGAUCCUGUUCCAGAUGUUGAUAAAAAGAUUAGAGCACUAAAAAAGAAGGGAAUAUAUCGUUGAUUUUCAUUGGGCAUGAAAUCUGAAAUACGAAUCUGACAAAACCCUUUGCUCAAGAUUAGCUGAAAACAAGUAAAAGUCUCACUUUCCAUCGUAUUUCGACGGGAGCCUGCAUUCUGAAUAUGACAGAUAGCUCAGGAUAACCAGAAUAUAAAUUAGUCAGUGAACAUGCAGAAAACUAAUUCCAGACUCAGAUGUAUUUGGUGAAACAUUGGUAAAAUGAUUGAUGGAUCAGUUCUGUCUGAUUACCUAAACAAGCACAACUGUUUUAAUUAGAAUUGUUGUGAUAAUUGUUGGAAUGUAUCCUACAUCUUCUGGAAUUGCCCUAUUUGUAAUGGCUAUAAGGCUCCAAUUUCUGUCUUCUUAACACUUGAGUUUUAAGAAGUGCGGGCUGGACUUUUCAAUUUGGUAUCAGAGCUUGGUUGGGCCUGUGAUUGGUGUGCCAUUUAUCUGGCUAUUGUAUAUUGUGGUCCAGGAGGGUGUGCUAGAAGAUGUCUCACAUCGCCUAGAGUUGUCCCAUUUGUAGUAAUUAUAAGCUUCCAGUUUCCCUCUUCUUAACACCUGGGUUGCUUUUCAAUUAUAAUCAACUGGAAGGAUCUUGUCUUGUCCGUGGCACCUGCUCUCAUGAGGAUUUUUGAACCAAGCACAAAUCUGUUUAAUAGUGGAAAUGUAGAUCAUUGGAGCCAAGAAAUUUCAACAUGCUUAUGUAUAGUUUGUUUGUACGAAAAAAAUAUCAGUGAAUCAUACAUUUGAUCCUAAGUAACAAAACACGAUGUUAUCGAGCUAUGCUGCUAGAUCAUCAUGUAUCAUGUUACCAGAUAUGGGAUUACUUGGGUUCAUACUAUUUGGGCAGUCAUUUAUGUUUAGUACUGCAUUUUUUUUUUACCUGUUUUUUAGAUUCUUUGGUAAAUCUUGGUUGGGAAUGUUCGUCACCUCAGAUUGCUACCUGUUUCCAACCGUUCAACAGUUAUAUAAUUUGUACAACUUCGUAGUAAUUCCAUCAGGUUCAUUGGGAAACCUCACUGCUUUUGGUGUGAUUAAUAUACCUAAACAUCUCUCAUGUUUCACAAACGUAGUUCCCAAUGUCACCACUCAUUUUCUGCGAGCUUUCAAGGUUCGAUCAUUAUGACGAU
Molecule: messenger RNA, 1969 nt
Organism: Camellia sinensis
Lineage: Eukaryota; Viridiplantae; Streptophyta; Magnoliopsida; Ericales; Theaceae
Source: RefSeq, a predicted model, not a curated record